AUGGAACCGCCGGAGUGCCCGGUGUGUCUUCAAUCCUUCGACGAGCGCGACGCAAUUCAUCGUGUCUUAUCAUGUGGUCACUCCGUCUGCCAAACUUGCCUCGCGGAGCUUCCGCAGCCGUACCCAGACAUUAUUCGGUUCCCCACGUGCACCCAGCUCGUGAAGUAUCCUUCUCAUUUCUCAACAAGGCCCUUCCUCUCUUCCCAAAAACAUCGACCUCCUCAGACUCUCCCUCCAACACUCCCCUUCUUCCUCCUCCGGAUUGGAUUCUCCCGCACUACGCCGUUUCAACCGGUGAUGUUGGUGUUCGCCGGUUCAGUUCAAUAUCUUCGUCCAAGGGUAGGAUUUGCUUCGGAGUUAACCGCAGCGUGGUUUGGAGAGUUGGAUAAAGGUGGGAUUUUUAGUUUUUUAAUGAUUGGGAAGGGUAUAUGUGAAGCUGUGCUUGCUUUCCAUCUGGAGGGUUUGGUUGCUGGCUGUUUGGGGCUUUCUUGUUUCUCUUUUGAUGAGCUUGGUGGAAUUUGUGUUGAUUUGAAUGAGGCAUUGAUGAUGGGAAGGAAGUUAGUGAAUGCUGUUUCCACUAAACACGAAGAAGAAGCAACGUGUAAGGAUUGCUUGGAAAAUGAGGUUUUUGCAAGCCCUGAGGUUUUGUAUGAAUUAUUGCACAAGAGGGGCACUUCUCUGGAUAGUGGGCAUUCGAGAUAUCCAAUUGGAUAUGGCUCGGAUGUAUGGUCAUUGGCUUGUGUACUUCUGCGGCUUCUUAUUGGAAGUGCGCUGCCUCGGAAUACCUUAAAAAUGAAGGAAGAGAAUGACGGUGAUAUCUCAGCUAGUUACGUGUGUUGGGUGGAGAAAGUUAGUUCUGUUAUGGAAGACAAACUAGGCUCUGAAUAUCUGUCACUGAGGAAGAUUCUUUGUAAAUGUUUGGAUGUUAAUCCAGGAAACCUCAAUUUGGUGGAUGUAAGGAAAUGCAUUCAGGAUAUGCUAGUCAAACCUCAAUUUGAUUUUCUGGGCAACUUGAUAAGUAGGGACAGCACUUGUCACUGCUUGGUUCUAGGGGAGUUGUGUUUGUUGCCUAAGCAAAGUUCUAAUGGACCGAUUGAACAUGAGUUGCAGGAGAAAGAAAGUGACAGUCAACCAAAUUUUCUUCAAAAUGGCAAAGACAAAUCUGAUGAAGACUUUGCUGCUGGCUCACCUAAGGGAAUGACUGAACACAAAGAUCUGCGGGGAAAAAGUAAGAAGUCAUAA
Molecule: messenger RNA, 1242 nt
Organism: Glycine soja
Lineage: Eukaryota; Viridiplantae; Streptophyta; Magnoliopsida; Fabales; Fabaceae
Exons: 3
Coding region: 1-1242 (413 amino acids)
Source: RefSeq, a predicted model, not a curated record